Fukomys damarensis (Damara mole-rat) is the source of this 3617-nucleotide messenger RNA. RefSeq names its product protein SMG5-like. The record is from RefSeq and is a predicted model, not a curated record. Gene Ontology annotation, molecular function: protein binding; telomerase RNA binding; telomeric repeat DNA binding. Gene Ontology annotation, biological process: nuclear-transcribed mRNA catabolic process, nonsense-mediated decay. Lineage: Eukaryota; Metazoa; Chordata; Mammalia; Rodentia; Bathyergidae. Gene Ontology annotation, cellular component: telomerase holoenzyme complex.
GAGAGCUGCCUGUUUUCCUGUAAGAGCAUGUAUUCUAGAUGCUUCCCCAGCCCUUCCUUUAUGACUGUUUGACAAUGGAGCAGGAGGCCGUGGCUUUUCCCUGUAUCGGUUGAGCUCGAUCGUGUACAAUCUCCCACCCCCGGAGGUAAAAUCUCGCAGUUUCUUCAGAGUUACUACCGUGAUAUUACAACUUACGGUACGAAUGCUACUAACAAGGACAGCAGCAGCUGCAGCAGCUACAAUUAUUUACGGAACAAUUAUGCCAAGAAACAAUCACUCACCAUCAAAACAAUCCAAGAAGUGGAAUAAGGAGAGUUUAAAGGUUCCUCUCAACUCCAAGAUUUUUGUGAUUCACAGGAAGACUGUCACGUCUAGGUACUCAAAAUGAAGAGCAUAAAAAAAAUCAAGGAAACACUUUUCUUGGCAUGUCAUCUACCUCCCAGGAAGCACAAUGGUUCAAAUACGUCAGUGAAGAGCUACACGAUUUUUAAAGCACUAUACUUUGGAGGCACACAUGGGUGUCACUGGAAAAAAAUCCAGCCCCAUGGAAAGUAGCCAAGCAGAAGCCCUGAAGGCCAGACUCCUCUACCAGGCAGUCUGCUCGGCAGCUCAGCGUCUUGACCUGUUUCUGCAUAAAGGAAAUGCCCACUGAGAGGUGUUGAAGCCACACGUCCUGGCCCUCAGGGAUGCAGUUCAGCAAGUCUGCCUCAGACUCCUGUUCUUGCACCCAGUGUCUUAUGGGAGGAAGGCAGAAGAGCUAUUGUGGAGGAAAAUGUACUCUGCUGUUGUCAUGUUGCUUAUGAAGACCAACAGAAAGCACAAGGACACUGUCGAGCUCUGGAAAGCUCCCUUGUGGGCUCACCUGAAGGGCGGCCUCAAGUCCUGUGAGCAUCUCUUUUUAUUUCUUCAGGGGCACUAUGAAUUGAGGUUACAGAGCUACAUAGAUUGGCCUCAUGGAGAGAUUCACCUGAUCGGCUGCCAGAAAGCAGGACCCACGUCAGAGGAAGAGGCUGCCUGGGCUCGCAUGGCCUGCCAUUGCUGCCUGCUCUACCUGGGAGACUUGUUCCGCUAUCAGAAUGAGUUCCAGGACCUGGCCACUGUGGACUUGGCCGAGAGAUGCUAUUACAGAGCCCUGACUUUGGCCCCAGACAUGGGCAUGCCCUUCAACCAGUUGGGAGCUCUGGCUGGGAGCAAAUACCAUGAUGUUAAGGCCAUCUAUCAGCGCUGCCUCCAUUCAGAAGUGCCUUUUAAGGGGGCAGUGUGGAACCUCGAACAGCUCUAUGAUCAUGCAGGGAAAUGUUACAGCUGUCUCAAAAGGUAUCAGAGAAGGAAACUGUCUUACAGCCAGAGACAGUGUUGGGACAACAAACGGCUGCUGGUUAGCUUCCUCUACCUUCAGAGUCUCCUGCAGCCUCAGCGCAAAUUCAAAGCAGCCAGAUUGACAGCCCUGUGCCAGCUGGUUUUGGAAGAAUUCCUUCUCUGUCUUUCUUAUCAGCCAUGUCCACAUGGUUCGUGCCAGGGUCCCACUGAGGGAAAGCCCCCCAAGGGCUAUUUGAUUCUCCCAGAUGGCCUCUUCUUCCACAUGGUGGUUCUUUGCCUGAUGAAUAUGAACAGGCUGAGGAAAACAGGCUCAAAACAGCACAAACCAGCAGUCCUCUUCACCUUGACCCUUUUCUCUCAUCUAAUUCAACAUGUGAAUAUAAAAAUUCAGAGUGUGCUCCAGUGAGGGAAGCCACAUCCGGAGGUGGCUGUCUGCAGUGAUGGAAGCCAGGAAAAAGAGACUGGAGCGGGGCACCCAGACUUUCCAGCCUCCAGGACUCCCUGCCAUAGGUGGUCCUUUGUCUCCAGUGAAGGUUACAUCUCAGCGGCCAGUUUUCACUCCUGCUGUGACUCGGAUGAAAUGGAGGAGGAAAACGAAUCUUUAAGGUCACAGAUCCACUCAGAAGCGAAUAGUGACACUUCCUGUUCAGAUAUAAGUCAUGAAGAAGGAGGUGGCUUCCUGAAUCCAGAGCCAAUGCCGGAAAGUGGAGCCACACCCAAAGAUGAAGCUGACCAGGCCAAGAAGAAAAUAAAGGCAUGCAAAUCUUCUAAUAGUCUCCUAGAUCUCUUAAAAACAACUAUUUCUGCAAAUGUAUCUGUGCCAUUGGACCAAAAGCUCCAAGGGACAUAUAGCUUGCAUUUGGCUCCUGUCUUCAGUAGCAGCAAAGUGAUGCCUCGAGCUGAGCCUCAACUCUGUCCCUCCAGCAAUGAGGACAAUGUGAACAGCUUCCCAGACACUGAGUUCCACACUGGUUCCUCAGGGGGCAGGGCCCCUCCCUUAGCCUCUCCUAAGCAUCUGCAUCCCAUUGAAAAGAACCUGAAAGUCCUGUCUGCGGAGGGGCGGCUGCCCACCCUCAAGGUGAUUGUAGGCUGGCUCUGUACCAACCACAUCCUCCUCACCUCAUGGCGAUGGAGUCCGCUGAGCCUAAGGAACCACCUGUGUGUGCUGCUCAAUCUGCUACCCUUGGUGGGAGACCUCCAGCAGCCAGGCCUGGGUCUGUUCCACUUCGUGCAUGACCUGCUGUGGAGCUGUCAAGGCCCAGAGAGCCCUACCUUCCCACAGCUCCCUGAGGAUAUUGCUCUAUUCCAGCACUCUCCACCUCAGGCUUCCCAGGUUAGAGUGGGUGCACGGCAGGCUCUGUCUGCACUCAGCACCCAGGAUGAGGCUGCUGUGGGUAUCUGUUUCCUCCAAAGCUUCGGCCACUUUGCCACUAGACUCCCCAGAGACUUCCUGAGGUUUGACUCUAAGUUGGGUGUCUUCAUGAGCAGUACACUUGAAAGACCAGAAGCCCUAUCUGGGCAGCUUCCAGAGAGACCUUCAAGGAUCAGGUUUUUCAAAGAUGUUAUCCAGCUCUGGCUUCAACGUGAAGUGGCACUGCUAGAGAAGACCCUUAGGGACCCCCAGACUCGGUCAGCUUUGACCCCUUACCUGUUCCCUGACCCCAGGGCUCUCUGUGAGCAUCUUUCGGUCAUCCAGCAGCUCACCACCCGUGGGAAAUUUUUCCUCAUCAUACCCAAGUUUGUGGUGGACACUUUGUAUAUCCUAAGGAGAGAGGACCACAGGGCCUUGGCAGCCAUCACUUUUCUGGAGGACGACCUGAAGAGAGGAAACCAGUACAUUCUCUGCCAGUCCUUUGUGUCCAAGAGGUUGGUGAUGCCCAGGAUGACCAGGCCAGAUUCUGAUGCCUGGGACCUCUAUAAUAUUCUUGACUUUUGCAAAGGUCUGCUGGACUCAUCCAGGCCAGGAAUACCUGAUCCCAGCAGCGUGGUGACCGUCAUCACUGAUAUCUGUUUGGACAACCCUAGAAAUUUCUCAUAUCCUCUACAGUUGGUCUUGGGGACAGCAACCGAAGCUGGAAUGGAAAUCAAGAACAUCCUGCACUUCCACAGAGAGUGGAAGCCAAUCAGCUAAUAGGGUUGAAUUUCCAUGGUCACAUCUCUCUUCUUUCUUCACCUUCAGCAUUCAUGGGUCAAACUCUAUAUGUUUCUCUUGUAAGCACCCAAUGUUAAGGUAACCACUGUGUGAGUGUUUGUGUCUACCCACAAGUAGAACUUCAGUGUACCGGCUUCUGGAGGCC